Messenger RNA from Quercus robur (English oak), 2094 nucleotides. RefSeq lists its product as uncharacterized. The record is from RefSeq and is a predicted model, not a curated record. Bases 1 to 2094 code for a protein of 697 amino acids. The transcript has 6 exons. Lineage: Eukaryota; Viridiplantae; Streptophyta; Magnoliopsida; Fagales; Fagaceae.
AUGGAGACCUGGGUUGGGGGAGAAAGAGCUAAGGAGUUGAUUGAUAGGCUUCCUUUUGACGGUGCGAUUCAUACUGAUACCAUUGGAUUUUCUAGUGGUUUAUGGGUGCUUUGGAAUUCGGAUAGGGUGGAGGUGUCCUCACUCUCUAACACUAAGCAAGAAAUACAUAUCAUGGUUAAGAGGGCUGUUGCAAAUAACCCUUCUAAUUUCCUUCUUAAUUUGGAGAAAGAGCUUUUGAAGGAGCUAGAUUUAGUGCUAAAUCAGGAGGAGGAGCUUUGGGCUUUAAAGUCGAGAGUUAACUGGAUGAUCCAGGGUGAUCCCAGUACGAAUUUUUAUCAUGUUUCGACUUUAGUCAAAAGGAAUAGGAAUCAGAUUUUGGCAAUAAAAAAUGCUAUGGGGGAUUGGAUUUAUAAGGAGGAUGAGAUAAAGAAUUUCAUUAGAAGUGGUUUUGAAGGGAUUUAUUCUACAUCGCUGAGUUGGGUUUCUAGAGCUGAACCUCUUAUUUCUCAAUGGCAGCCUAGGCUUACUGAGGAGGAGAAGGAGAAUAUCAGUGGUGGUGCAAUUGAAGAAGAGAUUAGAGGGUUUUUCCAAAGGUUUUGGCCAAUUGUUGGGAGAUCAGUUGUUAGGGAGGUGCAAAAGAUUUUUACAGAUAGGAGGGUUCCUGAGUAUUUGAAUAGAGCUCAUAUUGCUUUAAUCCUAAAGAUCCAAGGUCCGAAGACUUUGGUGGUGACAAAGAUUAUUGUGGCAAGGUUGAAGCCUUAUCUGGAUAAACUCAUAUCUCCUCUUCAAGCGGCUUUUGUGCCAGGUAGGAAGGGAGUAGGCAAUGCUUUCAUUGCUCAGGAGAUCAUUCACUUUCUUGGGAGAAAGAGAGCGAGAGUGGGUUAUAUGGCACUGAAAAUUGAUUUGGAGAAGACUUAUGACAAGCUAGAGUGGAAUUUCAUUAGAGAAGCUCUCUUUAGGGCCAACCUUCCGGUUGAUCUUAUUGAUGUCAUUAUGAGUUGUGUCUCCAUGGUCUCCACUUCUAUUUUGGUGAAUGGUGGAGCUACCGAUCCUAUUGUUCCUUCGAGAUGGAUAAGGCAAAGGGACCCAUUAUCCCCUUACCUUUUUAUUCUUUGCAUGGAUUUCUUGGGUCAACUUAUUGAGGAAAAGUGUAAUGCUAAGCUGUGGCACCCAGUUAAGGCUUCCCAAAGUGGUCCUGCCUUUUCCCAUCUCAUGUUUGCGGAUGAUCUCCUCUCUUUUGCUAGAGCUGAUGGUACCGAUUGUUCAGCCAUUAGAGAUAUGCUUGAUGAAUUUUGCUUAUUAUUCGGGCAAACAAUUAGUGAGGCAAAAUUUAGAGUUUAUUUUUUCCCGAAUGUGGAUAGGGAUGCUAGGGAGUCGUUGUGUGAUAUUCUUGGCCUUUCCUCCACGCCUUUCCUCGGUAAGUACCUUGGGUUUCCCUUUAGUCAUCCUGGCUCCUCAUCCCAAGAUUACAAUUUCAUCCUUGAUAGGGUGAAGCAAAAACUUACAGGGUGGAAGGCCAAUUUGCUUUCUUUGGAAGCUAGUCUAUUGGAGAUUAAGGAUUUUAUGUUGGACACGGGUUGGGCUUGGGAAAAAAUUCCAUUUGAGCUUCCUCAAGACAUAAAGAUGUUGAUUCAAGCUACUCCCAUGAUAUUCACUAGUAGAGGAGUUGAUAAAUUGGCAUGGGUAGAUUCUUCUAAAGGCACCUUUGAGUUAAAGAGUGCUUAUAAGAUUGCCACGGGUACCAUGGAUGCAUCUCCCUUCUCGGCCAAAUGGCUUUGGAAAGCAGACACUCUUCCAAGAAUCAAGACUUUCUUAUGGAUGUGUGCUCAUAAUAGUAUUGGGGUCAAGAGUAGAAAUAGGAUUGUUUUCAGCAGUAAGAGUAGAAACCCGAAGCUGGUUGGGGAGAUUUUGAACCAAGCAUUGGAGUUCAUUCAUUGUGUGGCAACUCCGAAAGCUUCGAUGCAAAAGGUGAUGAGAAGGAUUUGCUGGGAGAAGUCGCCUGAAGGUUGGUUGAAGCUUAAUACAGAUGGUUUAGUGGAGGGUGGAAGCGGUUUGGCUUGCUGUGAAGGGGUUAUUAGAGAUGCUGAUGGGUAG